Messenger RNA from Diprion similis, 1333 nucleotides. It is a transcript of the gene Coprox, whose product is annotated as oxygen-dependent coproporphyrinogen-III oxidase. The transcript has 7 exons. Lineage: Eukaryota; Metazoa; Arthropoda; Insecta; Hymenoptera; Diprionidae. Gene Ontology annotation, cellular component: mitochondrial intermembrane space; cytoplasm. Gene Ontology annotation, molecular function: coproporphyrinogen oxidase activity. The record is from RefSeq and is a predicted model, not a curated record. The coding region runs from base 145 to 1302 and encodes 385 amino acids.
CAUAUCAGGGAUAUUCGUGACUCCAAAAUACCUGGGACUUGAUUACAACCGGUGCGACCAAAAAUCAAUAUAUUGAUCUAGGCUUGAUCAUGGUAUUCAACGUUUGCCUCAAGACUUGGUACAGACUUCGAUUUGUCGUCAACUAUGGUCGGCGAGAAGAAUGCAAGCUUGGAAUUGUCAAGAUUUCUGGACGUGGAUUUGAUAAACUGUGUUUUUUCCUCCAGCAGAUCUAUGCAGGCCGCCGGAGUACUGGCAGGAAUGUUUUCCAUUUUCAGUCCCUCGAGGGAUUUGUUGGAUGGUGUGGAAAUUGAAAAGUUUAUGGCUGAACCAGUCAGUAAUAUGGACAAGCUAGAGAAGCAUCGUACGAAUAUGCAGGCUAGGAUGGAGCUUCUAAUAAUGAAAAUCCAGGCAGAUUUUUGCCGGGCUUUAGAGACAGAAGAACAGGAUGGAUCUAAGUUCAGAAUCGAUCGUUGGGUAAGAAAAGAAGGAGGUGGAGGUGUAUCGUGUGUCCUGGAAGAUGGGCAGGUCUUUGAAAAAGCUGGAGUUAAUAUUUCAGUAGUCCAUGGAAACCUGCCGACCGAAGCCAUCAAGCAGAUGAGAGCAAGAGGAAAGAAGCUCUCUGAAGGAGGUCCUCUUCCAUUCUUUGCUACUGGAGUCAGCGCCGUUAUUCAUCCGCGAAAUCCUUAUGUUCCAACAAUUCACUUCAACUACCGAUACUUCGAAGUGACAAAUACCGAUGGAUCAGUUGAAUGGUGGUUUGGUGGUGGAACUGACCUCACACCAUACUAUCUAAACGAGUCUGAUGCCGUCCACUUUCACAAAGCGCUCAAGACUGCCUGUGACGUGAGCAACAAGUCAUAUUAUUCAAAGUUUAAGAAAUGGUGUGACGAUUACUUCUUCAUACCUCAUCGUGGCGAGAGGCGAGGUAUCGGCGGAAUAUUUUUCGAUGAUCUCGAUGAGCCAAAUCAGGAGGAUGCUUUUCGGUUUGUGAGCUCAUGCGCGGAAGCUGUAAUUCCAUCGUAUAUACCUCUGGUUCAGAAGCAUAAAAAUGAUGGGUAUGGGUAUGCCGAACGCCAGUGGCAGCUUUUGAGAAGAGGGAGGUAUGUUGAAUUCAACCUGGUAUAUGACAGAGGGACUAAAUUUGGGCUUCUCACUCCUGGUGCUCGAAUAGAGAGCAUACUUAUGUCAUUACCCCUAAGUGCGAAAUGGCAAUACAUGCACAAGCCAGAACAAGGCUCAGAAGAAGAUAAACUUAUGAGCGUUCUGAGAGAACCAAAGGACUGGUUAAAGAUUGAAGCGUAACAGGCAUGGAGAACAGCAAAUGUUUCUCAGC